CCGGCGAGUGAGAGAGUGAAAGGGCGCGCGCGAGGCAGGGAACUGAACUCUGGCGGAUUGUUUACAGAGUUGAGUUUGUUGUUUGUUCCGGUUCGGUUCGGUUCGGUUCGGGUGUAUGUGGCGGAUCGGUGAUCAGGGCGGGUGUGUGUGAAGAGCGCAGUGAGCGCAGUGUGCUGAGGAGCAGCGCGGCCGCACCUGCGCCGUCUCCAUGACACCUGUCCGCGGUGUUGCGGCGCAAGCGCAUUCUGCCCCCGGGUGCACUGAUUAUUAUUAUUAUUAUUAUUAUUAUUAUUAUUAACUGUGGGUUUAGAUUCGUGAGCGUGUGUUGUUGCGGUGAGAAUGAAAGUGACGGUGAGCUUUGGGAGUACCGGAGUGGUGGUGCCGUGUAAAUCCGGCUGGAUAGUGCGGGACCUGAUGGAGCAGGCCACACAGCGAUACAGGAAAAUAGUGGAACAGGAUGGGGAGUUUCUGGUGCGUACACAUCAUGUGGAGUAUGCUGACGGGGGGAUUCUCGACCCCGACGACAUGCUUGCGGACCUGCUCGAGGACAAGGACAAGCUGAUAGCAGUGUAUGAGGAGAUGGAGCUCCAGUCGAGGGCGUCGCUUAGCCCGGCCGAUAGCACGGCUUCCGGAUACUCCAGCCCCUACACCUCUGAGCCCGAACUGGGCAUCCUGCGUCCCACGGUGGGCACGGAGAUCGAGGUCACUUCCAGCACCCUCAAGUCAAACACGCCUCUGUUGGUCAGGAGCAGCAGUGAACUGGUGCUGUCACGCCCGCUGGACAUGGGGAGUCACGAUGCUGAAAGUAACAACAACAGACCAACAACAACGAACGCAGGCUAUGUGCCAACAGUUAAGGGCAGAACCACAGACGCACUGAAAGAAGACAUCAUGAACAGGACGACCAGCAGCAGCAAGCUCACCAGACUGGUGGAAGUUUCUGGAGAUGUGGGACCUCUUGGAAUUAAAGUUGUACCUUAUCUUUCUUCAUUGAGUGGACGGGUGUUGGGCCUUCAUGUUAAAGGCAUCGAGGAGAACAGUCGCACAAAGAGAGAGGGCAUCUUCGAGGAGGACGAGUGCAUCGUACAGAUCAACGAUACCGAGCUCAUAGACAAGUCCUUCGCUCAGUCUCAGGAGAUGUUUCGUCAGGCCAUGGCGUCCUCCCUCGUGCGGUUGGAGGUCCUCCCCGUGUCCAACAAGCUCCAGUACGAGAAGAGCCUCAUCAGCCAGAUAUUCAGUGGCUUUGACUCCGCCCACACCGCCGUCCCCAAACCGAAGAGUCCCUUAAUGCUUCGCAAAGUUGAGGUCAAGCCCUCUGACCCCGCCCCUUCCUCCGCCUCCUCUUGGACGCCGCCUCCGAAAGAGGAGCCCGCUGUGAGACGCAGCCCCAUCGUAGUGGAGCGUCGCGAGCAGACCCCGCCUCCUCCCGUCAGUGCCUCUCCUACACCCAGGAGUCGCAGCGAAAGCCCCGCCUCGACAGUAAACCCCGCCUUUAUAGCGCUAGCAAACGCUAAUAAGAAAAGCGGCAGGAAGAUGAUCAAUUUAACAAAAGGUCCGGAAGGUCUCGGCUUCACCGUGGUGACCAGAGACUCUGCCGUUCACGGGCCUGGACCCAUCCUGGUGAAGAGCAUCCUGCCCCGUGGCGCUGCUGUGAGAGACGGGCGCCUGCAGUCUGGGGACCGCAUCCUCCAGGUAAACGGAGUGGAGAUCAGCGGUUACAGACAGGAGGAACUGGUUGCAAUGUUGCGCAGCACCAAACAGGGAGAGACCGUCUCACUGUUAGUGACCAGACAAGAGGAACCGUUCUUACCUCGGGAACUGAAAGGAGAGCCGUCUGGCCCGGCCCUGUAUGAGGAUGGUCGAGAGCACCUGAUGUUCGAGAUUCCUGUAAACGACUCGGGGUCAGCCGGACUCGGCCUCAGUCUGAAGGGCAACAAGUCCAGAGAGACGGGCGAGGACCUGGGCAUCUUCAUCAAGUCCAUCAUCCAUGGAGGGGCUGCUUUCAAGGAUGGGAACUUGUGCGUGAACGACCAGCUCGUGGCUGUCAAUGGCGAAUCCCUUCUCGGCCGAUCCAACAACGAUGCCAUGGAGACCUUGAGACGUUCUAUGUCCAUGGAAGGGAGCCAGCGAGGAACCAUCCAGUUAGUUAUCCUCCGAGCUAUGGAGCAAUCCCCUGCCCAGGAGAGGCGACAAAAUGGAGGUCCGAGUGAGUCCAGAGAGACUUCCCCGGCUCUGCACACCCAAAAACACCCGAGCAACGGCGUUGGAGUGGGGGUCAGCGCUGCUCAGCCACCCAUGGUCACGAACAGCAUCUACGAACGUGCUCCAGGUCCUGUUGCAGCCUUCAACGGCAGACCCGGGGUGUACAAUCAUGACGGCAACUCUGAUGAAGAUCCUACUUCUGAUAUGGAGUCAGACUUCAACCCGCAACGGAAAUACGCACAAAACAGAGCGGAACAAGAACUCAUCUCCAACGCGGGACACCCCACACGGAGACUCCCAGAGCUUUACACACCAAAGGCUUCCAAGAGCAUGGACCUGGUGGCAGAUGAGAGCAACAUUGGUGGUAGACAAGCACAGAGACCAGCACCUUUGACGUCUCUGGGACCAACGUUGGGACUACAGAAGUCCAGCUCUCUGGAGAGCUUGCAGACAGCCAUGGAGGAAGCCAGUAAGAGCAGUGUUCCCUUCCACCGGCCUGCUGGUCCUAUGGUACGCGGCCGUGCUUGCAACAUGAGCUUCCGGCAGGCCAUCGACAAGUCCUACGAUGGGCCCUCGGAGCCUGAAGAUGAUUACUCCGAGGACAGCUCGGGAAGGGACACGCCGGUCAGCGGUUCCUCACGUCAAGAACUGGAAGAGGGAGGCAAAGAGAAGAAGAAGAAGAAGACCAAAAAGAAGAAGGAAAAGAUCAAGACCAAGGCCAAGAAGAAAGAUGACGCUGAUGACCCAGACAAGAAGACAAAGAAGAAGGGCUUUGGACUCUUGAGAUUUGGCAAAAAGAACAAAGCCAAAGGAAAGUUGGGAUCGGUGAGUGAAGAGGAGCUGAAUAAGAGCGAACCAGAAAUGCUGUCCGAAGCGGACAUCUUGGCUCCGUCACGCGGCCACCUGCCUGACGUAGAAGACGAUGAUUUCGACCCCAACUACGCCCGCAUCAGUAACUUCAGAGAGCUGCCGCCUCCUAGCCACGCCUCCUUUCCCAACCGCAUGCCCUCUCCUCAAUAUGUCCCAACCACAGGCCCCGCCCACAACAUGCCUCCCACCACCGAGGACCCACGGGAAGGACUCUACGCCAAAGUCAACAAGAUCAAGCCCUCGUCACAACCGACACCUGAGAGUAACGAAGCUCGUCUGCAGCAGAUCCGGAGUCAGUUACAGCAUCUGAAACCUUCUCCGUCGUACGCAGAGUCAGGGGCAGGAUACCGACUCCAGGAAUACGAUCCAUCACGGAUAAGAGGCCCCGAUUCCCGCAUGGCCCCAAGAUAUGAAGACAUCGAUCGACAGUAUGCAUCUGCAGCCAGACGAAUGGCUGUGGAAGGCCACAAAGAAGCAGACCGCUACCCGAGCCAGAGUCCGAACUACAACGCAAAUCAAACCCCCCAGCCAGGCUCGAAUCGCCUUCCCGCAGCCCGCUCUGGACCUCUUAGAUACGACAUGCCCCCAUCCUCCUCUCCAGGCCAGCAGGGGGCACCAAGCUACGAAGCUGCGAUCAAAGCCGGCAGUCGCAUGGCUGGUCCCAACCAGUACGGUACAUAUGAAGACGGGCAGUACCCUAACCAUCGGAGCAAGAACCCUGCCAUCGGAGAGGUGUAGAAUAAAAGCAGGCUAAUUUCGAAGUAUGGUAGGAUAUAGCUAGCCAACUUUCGAAGCGAUUCUCACGGGUCUUUGUAUCGUAAAAAGUUCUUCUUUCCUAUAUCUGCAAGGUAAACCCUCUUUCAAGACAACUUAGAAAAUCUCUUGUUACAGUCAAGGUGACCUAAACUUGGGUUCUAUGCUUUAAGUUCAUCCACAGAAGUAAGGGCCAGGGUAGAUUUCUCAAGGGUUCUUUGGAUAAGAAAAGGUUCUUUGCUUCAUAAAGAAUAUCUGUUUGUCUGUAAGGAAAACCAUCUUCUCAAGUAUAGACCUUCCUAAAUCUCUCGUACGCAGCUGACCUGACUUGCCAUCAAGUCAGCACUCCAUCCAGGGAACCUUUGGGUAACCUAUUUUCCAAGGAUGUACACCAGUCCAGAGUAGUGCUAGCAUUAUUCUUUAAGGGUUCUCCUGAGGAACGUUUCGACUUCUCGAUUUAACCUGGUGCUGAAUCAUGCUUAAUCUCCCAGCCACCUUUCAGAAAGGUUCUAUUUGAAAGGAUAACCCGAUCAGGGAACCUUUAAGGACGUGAUUUGCUCCUCAUCCACAGGUUUCUUCAGUUCAUCCGAACUUCAAUGUCCACGUUUAAUUAAGUAUCCAAAGAACCUUCAGGGAGGGCCCCCCCC
Neoarius graeffei (lesser salmon catfish) is the source of this 4472-nucleotide messenger RNA. RefSeq names its product par-3 family cell polarity regulator beta a (gene pard3ba). Gene Ontology annotation, cellular component: cell cortex; apical plasma membrane; adherens junction. Gene Ontology annotation, molecular function: phosphatidylinositol binding; protein binding. Lineage: Eukaryota; Metazoa; Chordata; Actinopteri; Siluriformes; Ariidae. The transcript is spliced from 23 exons. Gene Ontology annotation, biological process: establishment or maintenance of epithelial cell apical/basal polarity; intracellular protein localization; microtubule cytoskeleton organization. The record is from RefSeq and is a predicted model, not a curated record. Bases 340 to 3810 code for a protein of 1156 amino acids.